GGUAUCUGUAUACAAACAUCAUGGCGCCAUUAUCAUACGUACACAAGCACGACAAGCACAAAGCAUAAAUUAUUUUCAUUGAUAAGAAUGAGAAAAGUGUUCAGCCGUAAGACAGUAAUUUAAGCUGGGCGGGUUCUGAGAAAAGUUCGACAGGGGUGAACAAUGGAAUUAUUCAAGGGCAUUUAAACCAGAAUCCAGAAAAAAAGCUUUACAAUAAGCAGAAGCAUCGUAAAAUGGAACUUCUGGAGCUUGGAACUCAAAGACUUGUCCACCUGGACCUGAAAGGUGCUCCGCCAAGGUUGUCCUACAUCAAGGAAUUGCUUCCACGGCUUAAAGAAUGGGGAGCAACUGGUCUUCUAAUAGAAUGGGAGGACACGUUUCCAUAUGAUGGAGAACACCUGCGUGUGGUAGGAUCGUUUGGACCUGACUCACCAGGGCUGUAUUCCAAGGAGGAAGUUACUGAAAUUUUGGGACUGGCUGAAGAACAUAGACUGGAGGUGAUUCCAUUGGUUCAAACCUUUGGACAUUUGGAGUUUGUUUUAAAACAUGACAAAUUUCGUGGACUUCGGGAAGUGGAAAAUUUCCCAGGUUCGAUUUGCCCCACAAAUAUCGAGAGUUUAACUUUGGUACAGGCAAUGCUGGAGCAAGUUAUCAAAAUGCACCCUAGUGCAAAAACGCUGCAUAUUGGUGCAGAUGAGGUUUGGCACUUGGGAGUUUGCAGCAUGUGCCAAGCAAAACUUGCUAGCUUAGGAGAAAGUGCUAAAGAGAGGCUUUUCCUGGACCAUGUAACUAAAGUCCUGAGAUGGCUGAAAGAAAAGUAUCCUCACUUGCAACUUUUGAUGUGGGACGAUAUGCUUCGCCACAUUGAUCCACUCUUGCUGAUAGAGUAUGAGCUGGGAAAAUUAGUCCAGCCAAUGGUGUGGCACUACCGAAGCUCUAAGACAUUCCAACUUUCGCGAGAUCUGUGGCCAAUGUACAUGAAGGUUUUUGACGGAAUUUGGGUUGCCACUGCAUAUAAAGGCGCAUCGGGUCCAAAUAUACAGCUGCCAAUAAUUUCAAUGCACCUUGAUUGUCAAGAGCGGUGGCUUCAGGAGUUGCAGAUUCAGCACGACAGAGGAACGCUACCGAAAAUUUUAGGAAUAGCGCUGACUGGAUGGUCAAGAUUUGAUCACUAUGCUGUGAUGUGCGAGUUGCUGCCAGCUGGAAUUCCCAGUCUUGCACUUUGCCUGGCGCAGUGGCAAGCAAGACUGUUUACUUACGAAAUGCACAGGAACGUGUCCAAAAAUCUCGGAUAUUCUGAAGGACAAUUAGUGCCAUUGAAUCCAUAUCCUCCACAGUUGAGCAAAAUCCCAGCGUCUGGGUUUCCUGGUUGGGAGGCCCGCCACGGGAUCGAGUGGUUUGUUCAUCUGCAAGCUAAAAUUAGAUCCGUGACUGAAGGAGAAACGGCUGUGUCGUGGCUGUCUUCCUAUCUCGCUAAACAGAACUUUACAAAUCCUGCUCACACAAUUCUUCUAACUUCGUCGAUUCCACUGCUUCUAGAUGAAAUAGCGGCUCUUGAAAAUUAUUUGAAACCAGCCCUAGCUAAAUUAUUUCCUGCCAUGUCGGUUGAUGAAUGGUUUGGUACUCAUUUGGAGCCUCAAAGAGAGCAAUUGAAGCAGCUUCUGCAGCUUGCUGAACAUCAGUGGGCUGUCGGUGGACGAACAAGAAAUUUGAAGAUUUUGCCGCCGUUUCAGUGAAGAAGGAAGGAGAGAAUGCAUAUUAAAAAGAUCAAACCACCAACUAUCAUAAAUUUGCUUGUCUUCUCAGUUGCUGCCAUUCCAGAUAGAUUCGAUUUUGUAAAUUUAUGGAAAAUAGAUCUGCAGGAGUGUACAUAGUUAAAGUCAUUAUAUAUGAACUCUUAACAUCUCAAAUAUAAAAUUUGUAUUGACUACAAAUUUGUUCAAUUCAGCGGAUCCUAUGCUGGCAGGAUUUAGAUUUUGUUUGAACAAAAAUAUUAAUUUAAUUUGUAUCAUAAUUACUGAAGCAAUUGUUUUAAGUGCAAAAUGUGUAUUAAAUUCCUAAUUUAAUUCAAAGCUUCUAUACAACCAACUUUAUUCAUUUUGACUGAUAAAAAAAAAGAAUGUUGCUUAUUUGUGUGUAAAAUAAAUAAAUCAUAAGAACAAAUAAGUUACAUAAAA
This is a messenger RNA of Cloeon dipterum, 2177 nucleotides long. RefSeq names its product hexosaminidase D-like. Gene Ontology annotation, biological process: carbohydrate metabolic process. The transcript has 13 exons. Gene Ontology annotation, molecular function: hexosaminidase activity. Lineage: Eukaryota; Metazoa; Arthropoda; Insecta; Ephemeroptera; Baetidae. The coding region runs from base 234 to 1736 and encodes 500 amino acids. The record is from RefSeq and is a predicted model, not a curated record.